Messenger RNA from Micromonas pusilla CCMP1545, 2679 nucleotides. RefSeq lists its product as uncharacterized. Bases 1 to 2679 code for a protein of 892 amino acids. The transcript has a single exon. Gene Ontology annotation, molecular function: protein binding. The record is from RefSeq and is a predicted model, not a curated record. Lineage: Eukaryota; Viridiplantae; Chlorophyta; Mamiellophyceae; Mamiellales; Mamiellaceae.
AUGUCCCUCGAGGUGUUCCAACGCAUACACCACGCGCACGACGCGCCCAUCACGCGCGUCACCUACGACGCGCACGAGAACACGAUCUCGAGCGGGGAUGAGCGCGGCGUCGUCAAGACCCAUCACGCGCGCAACGGCGAGCUCGCGCACGCCGUCGACGCGCACCGAGGGCACGUCACCGCGCUGUGCUGGUGUGAGUCGCGUCGAUGCCUCGUCUCCGGCGGCGUCGACGGCACCGUCGCGGUGUGGUCGGACAGGGGUAAGCUCGCGCAGCGCGUCGAUUUGCGCCGAGGACCCAUCGCGUCCAUCGGCUUCGGCGAGCGCCGCGCGUUCGUCGCCGUCGGCGGGCUCGACGGCGCGCUGCACCUGUACGUCCUCGCGAGAGAGCCCAAAGAGCCCGCGGGCGCGGAGGAGGCGGCGACGAAACGCGCGGCGCCGGCGCUCGCCAAGGUGGCGUCCAUCGUCGACGUCCACGCGGACGCGAUAUCCGCGUGCGUGUUCUCUCGCGACUGCAACAAGCUCUUCACGGCGUCGCACGACCGCUCCAUCGCGGUGUUCCCUCGCGUCUCCUCCGCGGACCCGCGUCGGGACGUCGCGAGGCGUCUGAACGCGCACGACGCGGCCAUCACGCAGCUGGACUUGGACGCGGAGAACAACUGGCUCGUCACGGGCGGGAUGGACGGCGCGACGAAGGUGUUCACGACGGAGGGGAAGCCGCUCGCGAGUUACCGCGACGACGCGAUCGACCACGUCGUCGCGAGUUUCUACCAGCCCGCGAGCGCGACGUACUGGAGCUUGGGCGGCGGCGGCGAGCUCGCGGUGUUCGAUCCGAAGACGCCGAUGAACGUCACGGAGCUGCUGCGUCGGACGUCGCGAUUCGCGGAAUUUCCAGUCGUCGGGUUGACGCAAUCCCCGGACCAUCCCGGGGUCGUGUUGGGCGUGAUGCGCUCGCGCGCGAAGCACGAUCUCGUCGCGUGGCGCUAUAACCCCUCCGCGGCGUUCCGGGUGUACGGCGACGCGCACGACGAUUGGAUCGAGCGUCUCGUCGUCGUCCCGUCCAAGCCCGGAGAGCCCGAGGAAAUAUGCAGCGCGUCUUGCGACGGCGGCGUGAAGCGGUGGAGGAGCGCCGGCGGCGACGCGACGUCCACGGACGCGAUGAGCGUGUUCGAGGAACUCAGGGGGCACCGCGGCGCGGUGCUGUGCGCGACGUACUGCGACAGUUUAGGCGUCCUCGUCACGGGCGGGGAGGACGGGACGGUUAGACUGUUCGAGAUUCGCGACCGCGGGCUCGAGGGCGAGGUCGCGCACAGUCACGUCGCGCGCGGCGUGGACGGCGACGGCGACGCGGAGGACCUGUCUGGGAGCGACCGCGAGUACGGCGGCGACGUGGACUCGGAAGAUGAAACGUCAACCGCCGCCGCCGCGACCUCCGCCGGGGUCGUCGCGAAGUGGGACGCCCGGUCCACGGCGUCGGAGGCGAAGCGCAACUUCGACGGCGACUGGAACGAACUCAGAGGACACAGAGGGAAGGUCACCGCGGUGUGCGAGGCCGCGGAGUUCGUCCUCGUCACCGCGGGUGAUGACGGCACGCUGCGGACGUGGGACCUUCGACGGCGGCGGGAGGUUCACUGCGUCGAGGACCCGCACGGGGGGGCGGAGGUGCACGCCGUCGUCGCCGGCGCGAGAGAACGCGCGGAGUUCGCGACCGCCGCCGCGGACGCGGUGGUGAAAAUAUGGCACGUCGACGACGAGGGUCGACGCGAGAUGAUGAAGGGCGAGCUCGUCGGGCACACGGACCACGUCACCGCGCUGGAGUGGUGCGAGUGGCGCGCGUUGUGGAUCACGGCGUCGGACGAUCACACGAUUCGCCUGUGGCGCGCGGACACGCGCGCGUCGAUUCGCUGCGUCAGCGUUCGAACCGAAGGCGAGGGCGUGACGACGAUGACGCUGGAUCCCGUGUGCGAGUGUCUCGUCGCCGCGGGGCGGGACAUGAAGAUCAGGGUGUUCGACGUCGAUCGGUUGGAGGGCGUCGCGCGGGAAGGCGCGGACGCCGCCGCCGCGGACGCGGACGCCGACGCCGACGGCGCGGAAGUAGACGUCGUGAUGGAGACCACGCAGGACGGCGUCGUCAAGGUCUCGAUCGACGAUCCGAAGGCGCCGCACCCGGACGACGUCUUCGGCGGCGCCGCCGUAGACGCGAACGCGGUCCCGCGGGUCGUGUACGCCGGUCACGUCGACCAGAUCAAGUCCAUCGUUCGCGUGAACGGAAAGUCGCAGUACGCGAGCGCGGGUUGCGAUAAGACGAUCCGCGCGUGGCUCGCGCCGGACCACCCCGGGCGACGCGCGGGGAAGCGGAAGGUGAAGAAGACGGCGGACGACGACGGCCUCGCGGGCGACGGCGCGAGCGCGUUCGAGCGCGAGAACCCGCUGCGACGGCCCGCGAUGUUGGGGCCGAGAGACGUGGACCCGGCGCCGCCGGAUGCGGACGGGUCCGAGACGCCGCGGGAGCGGCGGAGGAGAACCCCGUGGGUGGAGAUGCAAAAGGAGAGAGCGCGCGAGGAGAAGGCUCAUGCGGACGCGCUCGCGCGCGUGAUGAUGAGCUCGUUAGGAAGGAAGCUUCACGCGAUCGAGGCUGAGUUCGCCGCGGAGUAUCGAGAGAAGGCGAAGGCGAACACGUGA